AUGGCCCAGCGCGACGCGGGGACCGCCCCCGGCCUCUGCCUGCUGCUGCUGCUGCUCCGCAGCCAGGGGCUCGGCCCCGCCGCCGCGCAGCCCCCGCCGCCUCAGCGCGGGAGCGUGUGGUGCCCCAGCCGCUGCCUUUGCUUCCGCACCACCGUGCGCUGCAUGCAUCUGAUGCUGGAGAGCGUCCCCGCCGUGUCCCCCCAGACCACCAUCCUAGACCUAAGAUUUAAUAGGAUUAAAGAAAUCCAGCCUGGAGAGUUUAGGCGGCUUAAAAACCUGAACACACUGCUUCUAAACAACAAUCAAAUCAAAAGAAUACCUAGUGGGGCAUUUGAAGACCUUGAAAAUCUGAAAUAUCUCUAUUUGUACAAGAAUGAAAUCCAGUCAAUUGACAGGCAAGCAUUUAAAGGACUUGCCUCUCUAGAACAACUGUAUCUGCACUUUAAUCAAAUAGAAACAUUGGAACCUGAAUCCUUUACCCAUCUUCCAAAACUUGAAAGGCUAUUUUUGCAUAACAACAGAAUAGCUCAUUUGAUUCCUGGAACAUUUAGUGACUUAGAAUCUAUGAAGAGAUUGCGGUUGGAUUCUAACGCUCUUCACUGUGACUGUGAAAUCCUGUGGCUGGCAGAGCUGCUGAAGACGUACGCAGAGUCGGGUAAUGCUCAAGCAGCAGCUACCUGUGAGUAUCCGCGAAGGAUCCAGGGAAGAUCAGUGGCCACGAUAACACCAGAAGAACUUAACUGUGAGAGGCCAAGGAUUACAUCAGAGCCUCAGGAUGUGGACGUUACCUCAGGGAAUACAGUGUACUUCACUUGCAGAGCUGAAGGCAAUCCUAAACCAGAAAUUAUCUGGCUUCGAAACAAUAAUGAACUUAGUAUGAAAGAAGAUUCCCGUCUAAACUUGCUAGAUGAUGGCACAUUAAUGAUUCAGAAUACUCAAGAAACAGACCAAGGCAUUUACCAGUGCAUGGCAAAAAAUGUGGCAGGAGAAGUGAAAACUCAGGAAGUUACUCUUAGAUACUUUGAGUCACCAGCCCGGCCGAGUUUUGUGAUUCACCCGCAAAAUACUGAAGUACUAGUUGGAGAGAGUGUAACCUUGGAGUGUAGUGCAACUGGGCACCCUCAGCCACGAAUUACCUGGACCAAAGGGGACAGAACCCCUUUACCAAGUGACCCUCGUGUCACAAUAACUCCAUCAGGAGGUCUUUACAUACAGAAUGUGAAGCAGGAGGACAGUGGCGAGUAUACCUGUUUUGCAACUAACAGCAUAGAUAAUAUCCAUGCAACUGCAUACAUCAUAGUCCAAGCUCUACCUCAGUUUACUGUCACUCCUCAAGACAAAACAGUGAUCGAGGGACAAACUGUUGACUUUCCUUGUGAAGCACAAGGCUAUCCUCAGCCUGUUAUUGCCUGGACUAAAGGGGGAGGCCAAUUGUCUGUUGACAGAAGACACUUAGUUCUUUCCUCUGGAACCCUGAGGAUUUCCAGAAUUGCUCUGCAUGACCAGGGACAGUAUGAAUGCCAAGCUGUCAACAUUAUCGGAUCUCAGCGAAUUGUUGUAUACCUGACCGUACAGCCUAGAGUGACUCCUGUAUUUGCCAGCGUUCCCAGCGACAUGACGGUGGAGGUUGGCACAAACGUACAGAUCCCAUGCAGUGCUCAAGGAGAGCCAGAGCCUGUAAUUACAUGGAACAAGGAUGGAGUACAGGUAACUGAAAGUGGAAAAUUUCAUGUGAGUCCAGAGGGAUUUCUUACCAUUCGGGAUGUUGGAACAGCUGAUGAAGGUCGAUACGAAUGUGUUGCCCGGAACACCAUAGGAUACUCCUCUGUUAGUAUGGUGCUUAGUGUUAAUGUCCCUAAUGUCAGCCGAAAUGGAGAUCCUUUUGUACAAACGUCAAUCGUGGAGGCAAUUGCAACUGUUGACAGAGCAAUAAAUUCAACACGUACACAUCUGUUUGACAGUCGUCCUCGUUCUCCAAAUGAUUUGCUAGCCUUAUUUCGAUACCCAAGGGAUCCAUACACUGUUGAACAAGCAAGAGCUGGGGAAAUAUUUGAAAGGACAUUACAGCUUAUUCAAGAUCAUGUACAAGAUGGUCUAAUGGUUGACCUGAAUGGAACAAGUUAUCACUAUAAUGACCUUGUAUCCCCGCAGUACUUGAACCUGAUAGCUAAUCUCUCAGGCUGUACAGCCCAUCGACGAGUGAAUAACUGCUCAGAUAUGUGCUUCCACCAGAAGUACAGAACACACGAUGGAACAUGCAACAACCUUCAGCAUCCCAUGUGGGGAGCUUCUCUGACAGCCUUUGAACGUCUGUUAAAGUCUGUCUAUGAAAAUGGAUUUAAUUUGCCCCGGGGAAUUGAACCCAAGAGGCUCUCUAAUGGCUACGCUCUCCCGAUGCCCCGCUUGGUUUCAACUACUCUGAUCGGAACGGAAACAAUAACUCCUGAUGACCAAUACACUCACAUGCUCAUGCAGUGGGGUCAGUUUCUUGACCAUGACCUUGACCUCACUGUAGCUGCCCUAAGCGAGGCCAGGUUUUCAGAUGGUCAGCAUUGCAGUUCGGUUUGUACAAAUGAUCCUCCAUGCUUUUCGAUCAUGAUACCGCCAAAUGAUCCCAGAGUUCGGAACGGUGCACGCUGCAUGUUUUUUGUACGCUCCAGUCCAGUUUGUGGAAGUGGCAUGACGUCUCUCCUGAUGAAUUCUGUCUACCCACGGGAACAGAUCAACCAGUUGACUUCAUACAUUGAUGCGUCCAACGUGUAUGGCAGUUCAGACCAUGAAGCACUAGAGAUCAGAGACUUGGCAAGUCAAAGGGGUCUUCUGAGACAGGGCAUUGUACAGCGAUCCGGCAAACCUCUUCUUCCCUUUGCUACUGGCCCACCAACAGAAUGUAUGAGAGAUGAAAAUGAGAGCCCCAUUCCCUGCUUUUUAGCUGGUGAUCAGCGUUCUAAUGAACAGCUGGGUCUCACCAGCAUCCAUACGCUGUGGUUUAGAGAACACAACAGAAUUGCCACAGAGCUACUGAAUCUCAAUCCUCACUGGGAUGGUGACACAAUAUAUCACGAAACACGCAAAAUUGUUGGUGCAGAAAUGCAACACAUAACAUUUAGCCACUGGCUACCUAAGAUCUUUGGAGAGGUAGGCAUGAAGAUGCUUGGCGAAUAUAAGGGUUAUGAUCCCAGUGUUAAUUCUGGCAUAACUAAUGAGUUUGCAACUGCCGCUUUUAGGUUUGGUCACACACUCAUUAAUCCUUUUCUGUAUCGACUGGAUGAAAACUUUGAACCUAUUCCACAAGGCCAUCUACCUCUUCAUAAGGCAUUCUUCUCUCCAUUUCGGAUUGUAAAUGAAGGCGGCAUUGACCCACUUCUAAGGGGAUUGUUUGGUGUUGCUGGUAAGAUGCGUGUCCCGUCACAAUUACUCAAUACAGAAUUAACAGAAAGACUCUUCUCCAUGGCACGUACUGUGGCUUUAGAUCUGGCAGCUAUGAAUAUUCAGAGAGGCAGAGAUCAUGGAAUUCCUCCCUACCAUGAUUUUAGAGUUUACUGUAAUCUUUCUUCAGCUCAGACUUUUGAAGAUCUGAAAAAUGAAAUUAAGAAUCCUGAAAUCAGGGAGAAACUUAGAAGGUUGUAUGGUUCCCCACUGAACAUAGACCUUUUUCCUGCUCUCAUGGUAGAAGACUUAGUUCCAGGGAGCCGACUGGGGCCAACUUUGAUGUGUCUGUUAAGCACACAGUUUAGGCGUAUUCGGGAUGGAGACAGGUUAUGGUAUGAGAACCCAGGUGUGUUCACACCUGCUCAGCUCACUCAGAUCAAGCAGACAUCUCUUGCUAGAGUUUUGUGUGACAAUGGUGACAACAUAACCAGAGUACAGCAUGACGUCUUUAAAGUGGCUGAAUUUCCCCAUGGGUAUAGUAGCUGUGAAGAUAUUCCAAAACUGGACCUCAGGAUGUGGCAAGACUGCUGUGAAGACUGUAGAACUAGAGGACAAUUCAAUGCUUUUUCAUAUCACUUCCGGGGUAGACGUUCUCUUGAUUACAGCUUUCAGGAGGACAAGCCAAUGAAGAAAAUGAAAAUGUCCAAAGCAGUAAGUUCUGUGAAACAGAGUAAAUAUUUUCGUAAUGCCACGUCAGCAGCUAAUGAAAAUCAAAACGUACCAGCAGUGAAUGACUUCAAAGAAUUUGUUUUGGAAAUGCAAAAAACUAUUUCAAGCCUCAGAAACCAGAUAAAAAAACUUGAAUCACGCCUCAGUAAAACUGAUUGCACUGAUGAAGAAGGUAAAUCGUAUUCCAGCAAUGAAACCUGGAAAAGGGACCCUUGUACUGUGUGUGAAUGCAAAGCUGGUCAGGUUACUUGUUUUGUGGAAUCCUGCCUGCCGGCUGACUGCGAAACACCUGUGAAGGUUGAAGGAGAUUGCUGUCCAGUCUGCUUAAAACAAAACGUUAUUAAAAAGAAGCCAUAAGUCUGCUUUUUAAGAAUUUAGGGUGCAUACUCCUCAGUAGGCCUAUCAAUGCCUACUGAUGGCAAAAACAGGUAACUCCAGUCUUAACAGCAGCAAGAAAUCACGAUUUACAAUAUUCUAAUGGUGCUGUAGCAGUAUAACAUAAUGUAUUGUUUUAUUCUCUGCCCAUGAAGGUAAUCACAAUGCAAAAAUUAACAAAAGGGAAAUUAGCAAACAGGUCAAAGUUAGUUGUGUGUUAAACUUCUCAGGUUAGACAAACUCAGAACUGGUGCUACUUUAAAAGAACACUGUCAAGUAGUUUUAGGUACCCAAAAUGACUGGGCUUUUAAGCCUUACUUAAAAUGAACACUUUGUUUCCUCUCUUUAAUUAGCAACAUUGAGAGUUUACUGUCCCUUUUCAUAUCAGUCUGACUUGAUAUUUAGCUCUUUGUUAUUUAGUAAAUGCAGGGAAAAGGUGAAUGCAAGGUCACUGUGCCCACAGCAAUGCCAUAGAGGGCCAGUUUCUAUGAACACAUUAAAGUUCUGUUGAACUAUCAUUUCUGCACCUGGACCAGCAAGGAAAUCAGGAGAACUACAUUACAACUUUCAACAUCCUUUCAUUAAUUCAAAGAGCAAAAUUAAUCAAAGUUUUCAAACCAAAGAAGUAAGGAAACUUACAAUUUAGUAAAGAAAUAGAAAUAAAUGGAAUUGGAAAAUAUGAAAAGCAACUGAAUGUCUAUUACAGGUAUAAUUGACAGUGUUCCUCAUUCUAGGAAAACAUACAGGACAGAGUAGAAUUUCAUCUUAAAAUUAACAUCACAUUUGUCAAAACAAAUGUAAUUGCUUGGCAACCUUUUUUGUUGUUAUUGUCGAUUUAUCUUUAAUCAUUGUGACAUGACUAUCCAGUCCAGUUUCUAUCCAGUCCAAUUUCCAUCCAGUCCAGUUUUAUAGCAUGCUUCUCUUGAGCACAGAUCAGCUCAAAUAUUUGUAUGGCCCUGUUUUGAAAAUGGGAAAAGAUGUCACAUGCCAUUUUGUAUACAACAAUUCCUACUGAUUCCUUGUGCAUAUUGUCCAUGCACAUAUGUUCCUGAUUAUAUUGUGGCACUGUUUGUUGGGGGAAAAUAAAAAACCAACAACCAAAAAAACAAUCAAAAUCAAGCAUCAUGAUUAAUUGUGGGUUGACUACUUUUUCUGACAAGGUAUUUGAUUUUUUUAAUAUUUUUCCAGUUUCAUCCAAUGCGUAUAUAU
Indicator indicator is the source of this 5685-nucleotide messenger RNA. RefSeq names its product peroxidasin (gene PXDN). Gene Ontology annotation, biological process: response to oxidative stress. The transcript is spliced from 23 exons. Gene Ontology annotation, molecular function: peroxidase activity; protein binding; heme binding. Bases 1 to 4458 code for a protein of 1485 amino acids. Lineage: Eukaryota; Metazoa; Chordata; Aves; Piciformes; Indicatoridae. The record is from RefSeq and is a predicted model, not a curated record.